Molecule: messenger RNA, 3702 nt
Organism: Kluyveromyces marxianus DMKU3-1042
Lineage: Eukaryota; Fungi; Ascomycota; Saccharomycetes; Saccharomycetales; Saccharomycetaceae
Gene: MGA2
Product: protein MGA2
Exons: 1
Coding region: 1-3702 (1233 amino acids)
Molecular function (GO): protein binding
Source: RefSeq, a predicted model, not a curated record
AUGGCUAUUCUGCAGCAAGAAAUGCUGCUGAAGACAGGAAUGAUGGGGAACGAAGUUCCUCGAGUGGAGGGAUUGAAUGAACUACUUCUCCUGGACGAGAAAGAGGCGUCAGAAAGCCAGGAGGCUGGGCAAGGAGAGAGGAAUACUAGCUCUAGUUCGGAUGCAGUGGAUGCUGCGGAUUUGUUCGACCAAUAUAUCAAUAAGGACAUGUUAAUGGAGUCAAUUGAAGAGGACUCUUCUCCUGGAUUGCUUCGGUUUGAUUCUGUUUCUCCUCUGAUGAAGAUGGAGGGUGAUAGCGGGGAUAAGAGUGGGGAGAUGUCAGUAUCUGGUGGUGGGGGUCUUGAAGAUAUGGGGGGUCUUGAUAUGGAUGUUAGUUUGCAUGAUGAUUUAACGCAUGAGAAUGUUGAGAGUUGGGCGAUGGAGAAUAAUGAGAAUCACGCGGAACAAGCGGGGCCUGCUCAGGCUGCUGUUCCUGCUCAGGCUGCUGCUCAGACUUGUGUUUCUGCCCAGGCUCCUGCUCAAGCUCAAGCUCCCAGUGUUGGCAAUACGAUUGUUAAUAGCAGUACGAUAUCCAACUUGGUGUACUAUCAGCAGAGCGAGAGUUUGCUCACCAACAUUUUGGAGUUUGGUAGGACACAACCUUUCAAAACGGUGUAUUUGAACCCACAGGAGUUUCUGCCCAAAGAAGACGAUGCUCAGGCGUUGCCAUACAAGAUUCAUGUGGACGGUGUUCCUCCUAUGUCGAGAGUGGAGACGCAGAUAAAGAUAAACAUAGCGAUUUCGCCAGCACCUCGUCAAUAUAUGAUACAUUUACCUACGGAUAGCAUAACAAGACAAAAGUUUUAUUUGACUCACGAUAUCACGGAGUAUCCUGCAAAUGUGAGGGAACAAAUGCUAUAUCUGGAGACGUUUUUGCUAUGUUCUUCUACGAACAAAUCGACGUAUGUGUGUUCGAGAUGUAUCAGGAGAGAGCAAAGAAGGGCCGCCAGGAGAAAGUCGGGCAUCAGCGAUAACCUGCUAUGGUGCAACAACGAAAACAAGAGGGCGAUUGUGUUUAACAGCAAACAGGUUAUUCUCAUGAAGGAAAAUGAAAACGAGGAGAACACCAAGAGUUUCUCUUUGAUGACACGUAUAGUCUGCUAUUGUAGGCAUCACAAGGAGCCGGAAGGGUUUAAGAUAUUAGUGGUUCUACGUGACGCGUCGAAUAAUAUCUUGGCUAGAACUGUAACGAAUAAUAUUGUCAUCAUGGACAAGAAAACUUCCUCUUCGUCUUCAGGAAAGGGCAAGUUCACCUCUAGCGACAAUAGAGCAAGCGAUGGGUCGUCGACCUACGUCAAGGAUGAGUACUCUACUACAGGCGGCGUUGCUAGCGACUACAGCAACGCGGAUUUGUUCUCGAUGGUGAAAGCGGAUGAGCCCUCGGUGACCGUACGGCUUUCGGUGCCCAAGAAUAUGCCUUCGCCAACUUCUAUAACGGAAGACUCGUCGGAGAACGUUCAGACAGAUCACGGCCCGAUGAAUUCGUCGGCAACUGGGUUCUUGCACUCUUCUGCUGCUGCUUCUGCUCGUACAAACGGGUAUAAGCGUCCAAGAAACUCUAUGGAUGCCAAAUCAGAACGUUCGUUCUCUAAUUCGUCUACUUCGACACCUGCUGUGACAAAUUCUGCAUCGUUAAGCGCGGGUGCUUCUUCUACUUUGUUGUUGCAUAACGUUCAGCAUCAUCAACAGCAGCAGCAGCAACCAUCGCAAUUACCGGCAUCUAAUCAACACGCUCUACCAAUGAUUCAAAGGCCACACAUGCUAGCGCAACAGUUGGGUGCUUCUACCAUUGAAGGUAUGAACAGCAGCAGCAACAACAGCAGUAAUGUGCCUCAGAAACCACGUCCAUUUAUCCAACGUGUUAUUCCAGCACAAGGGCCUAUCAAGGGUGGAAUUGAAGUUACUUUGCUAGGGUCCAACUUCAAACCUAAUAUGGUGGUCAAGUUUGGCGAAAACAGAGCUUUGUCGACCCAGUGCUGGAGUGACAGUACUAUUGUCACGUACCUACCUCCAACGUCGAAGCCAGGACAGGUCUUGGUGUCUGUAUUUGAAAGAGAGGAUGCGAACAACGAGCACUUGCUAAGCAAUAUGUCGAACAGCAGGGCCAUUUUCACAUACGUUGACGACACUGAUCGUCAAUUAAUCGAGCUAGCUCUCCAAAUCGUUGGUUUGAAGAUGAACGGUAAGUUGGAAGAUGCUAGAAACAUUGCUAAAAAGAUUGUUGGAAGCGACGGUGGGUCCUCGAACGGGUCCACGCCGGGCUCCAACAUUUCUCCUUCAGGUAACUACGGCGGGGCUUCUUAUUCGGAUAGCCCUGGGAAUUUCGGCUACAAUGACAACAACAACAACAGUGCUGGACAGGUAUACUAUUCUGAUGAGAUGCUAAUCAUCAAGGUUGUCAAACUUCUAAACCCAAGCUCAAACUUGUCCAUGUGCAACUCUGAUGGACAGACGAUGCUACAUUUGGCAUGUUUGAAGGGCUAUUUCCAUUUGGUAUCUGCCUUGGUUAACAAGGGCGCAAGGGUUGAUGUGACGGAUUCAUUCGGUUUCACGCCGCUCCAUUUCGCAUGUAUCAAUGGUGACGUCAAGGCCAUUCAACUCUUGGUCGGCUGCAAGGCGAAUGUUUCCGCGAUCGCUGAUAAUGGGGUCAACGCACUCGAUCUCUACAGGUCGCAACAUGUUUCUGAUUCGGACAGAAACACCAACAACACCUACACAGAAGAUAUACUACGCUUAUUGUCUGACCAGACCGAUGCCGGCGAUGGCAACGACGACAACGAUGACGAUGAUUUCAAGGCCUUUGGCAGAAAAAUGAGUACCUCCAGCUUCCACUCCAGCGUGUACUGCGCCGAAUCGGUGGAUUCUGUCGAUUACGGUUACCAAGUCCAUGUUUCCAAAAUGGUUCAAGACACGCUAUCGGACGAUUCCGAGUACGAGUCCAGCGGGUACGACGACGACUCGAGCAUCAGUGGGUACGAUGACUCGACUGAGGGUCUGCUUCUUUCGGAACGUGACACAGUGGCAGCGCUAGAAGUUUCAAGCGGCGACGAAAACGAACCACUAGCCGUUGCCGUUGCCGUUGCCUCUGCUACUACUGGGGACGCCGCUACAGCCGCUACAAAUAAUAAUAAUAAUAAUAAUACCACUGCUGCUGCUGCUGUAGAACCAGCAUCCCCAGAAGGCUUGCCCAAGUACGAGGACCUAUUCCCGGUCUCCGCAAACAACACCGACAAAUCAAAGACCAUCGAAGCCAGCACCGCCCUCGUCUCAGCAGCCGCAGCAGUAGCCGCCGCCUCCGCCACAGACCCAGACGCCGCCGACUCCCACGACUCCCAGACCUCAGAAACCUCAGAGGACGAAGAAGAAGCCCUGCAAGUCAGAUUGAACCGCUUCUUCCAACAGCGCCAGAACUUCAGAAACGACAAAAUGCUCCUCUUCUUCUGGAUCCCAAUCAUGGUCAUCCUCUCCUCAGCUUUCCUAGCCUUCCACUUCGGUAAAGACGGCAACAAGAUCCGCCACAUCUCAGAAGCUGUCUCAGAAACAAUCAGAACCUGGAUGGCCAAAACCCUCUUGGGUAAUGAUAGAAUGAAAGCCGUAUUUAGAGAGUCCAUCCAUAAUCUCCAAAACCACAGAAUUCUGGGAGAAAAUAACUACGCUAUCUAA